Messenger RNA from Schistosoma guineensis, 1272 nucleotides. NCBI's taxonomy places the organism in Eukaryota, Metazoa, Platyhelminthes, Trematoda, Strigeidida, Schistosomatidae. The record is from the annotation of a GenBank genome assembly.
AUGAGUACUGUCUACCUCGUGGAUAAACUAGAAACCCACUCAAAAAUGUUGAUAUGUAGUAGCGCUAAAGUAAUUGUUCCUACAAUGGAUCUCGUCAAAGCAGAAAUAGCGAGGCAACGUGAGAAGCUAGUUAACAGCGGAUUGUGUGAUAAAAAGUUCUUUAAGCGUUCACUGUUAAAACAAAAGGAAGAAGAGGAAUAUUUCAGCAAAUCCAAGCGCAUUAAAGAACAAGCGAACAACAAUGAGGAUUAUAAUUUUAGAAUUAAAACAGAGGAGGAGGAUCUCUUGUUGAAAAAGUUCGAAGAAAGAAAUCGGGAAGAAAGAGAAAAAGGGAAGCUUAUGCCUCGUAAAGAAGUUAUUCGUCUUCUAAGGGAACGUAAUCAACCCAUACGAUUAUUCGGUGAAAGUGACUAUGACACUUUCCAACGGUUGAAAAGGGUUCAACUUUUAGAACCUGAAUCAAAAGGAUUGCGCAAUGAUCUAAUUGCAGCAUUAGAUAAGUUAGAUGACGCUGAGGAUGAAGAGUUUUAUACCUCAGGUCGUGGAAAAUCAGCUUCUGAAUCUCAGUCCGUUGAUAGCUCAUCAACCUCUACCCUGGAUGUAAAAACAAAAGAAAAUGUAUUAACAGAAGACGAACUUGAGAAGAUAAAGAUAGAUUUAGCCCGUUACGUCACAAUGAAAGAGGGUACUGCUACUGAUGACGCAACGACUGCGGUUGUUACUAUUAGUAAACUCGCCCCAAAUAUUGUAUGUACCAAUGAUUUUGACGAGGGGUUUCAUGAUCAAGUGAUCGAUCACACCCUUCGCUACUUGAAGUUCCUCUUGUCAAAAUGGGGUCAUGCUUUGAAUACUAGAACUAAAGAAGAAAAACUAUCUUAUUCUGGAAAAAUGGCUAGUGCAACAUAUACCCAAACAGUAGAGUAUAUUAAACCACUUCUUCGUACACUUCAGAAUAAUCGUUGCAAAGAUGAUAUUUUGAAUUCUUUGGUUAAAAUCAUGGUUUUGAUGAUUGAUCGGAACUACCUAAAGGCCAAUGAUGCUUAUUUAGAAUUAGCAAUUGGUAAUGCUCCUUGGCCGUUAGGUGUGACAAAUCAUGGUAUUCACUCACGUACUGCGCAAGAAAAAAUCUAUGCCAAAAACGUAGCACACGUUCUGAACGAUGAAACACAACGUAAAUAUAUUCAAGCUAUAAAAAGACUAAUGACACAAUGCCAAAAGUUUUUCCCAUCAGACCCUUCAAAAUCUGUAAAUUACAUGGGCACUGUGGGGUAA